Messenger RNA from Fulmarus glacialis (Northern fulmar), 1173 nucleotides. Its product is annotated as zinc finger protein 271-like. The annotation marks the transcript as partial. Gene Ontology annotation, biological process: regulation of transcription by RNA polymerase II. Gene Ontology annotation, molecular function: RNA polymerase II cis-regulatory region sequence-specific DNA binding; DNA-binding transcription factor activity, RNA polymerase II-specific. Gene Ontology annotation, cellular component: transcription regulator complex; PcG protein complex. The record is from RefSeq and is a predicted model, not a curated record. Lineage: Eukaryota; Metazoa; Chordata; Aves; Procellariiformes; Procellariidae. The transcript is spliced from 3 exons.
UGCGGGAAAGGUUUCGGCAGCAGUUCGGCUUUAUUAACCCAUCAACGGAUCCAUACGGGCGAAAAACCUUAUAAAUGCCCCGAAUGCGGCGAUCGCUUCAAUCAAAAUUCGGCGUUAGCGGCUCAUCGGCGGAUCCAUACGGGUGAAAAACCCUAUAGGUGCCCCGAAUGCGGGAAAAAUUUCGGUCACGGUUCGACGUUGGUUAAACAUCGUAGAAUACAUACGGGGGAAAAACCUUACGUUUGCGAGGAAUGCGGGAAAAGUUUCAGUAUCCGUUCAACCCAUAUCCGACAUCGGAAAACCCAUACGGGCGACAUGCCCUACGCUUGCCGCGAUUGCGGGAAACACUUUAUAUGGAGCUCGGCUUUAAUUCGUCAUCGGAGAAUCCAUACCGGUGAGAAACCCUAUACGUGUCCGGAUUGCGGGAAGAGUUUUAACGAGAAUUCGACGUUAUUACGGCAUCGACGGAUCCAUACGGAUGAGAAAUUCUAUAAGUGCACUCAAUGCGGGAAGAGUUUCAACGAUAGCUCUUCGCUGCUGCGUCACCAACGUGUCCACACCGGUGAAAGACCCUACCAGUGUUCCCAGUGUGGGAAGAGCUUCGUGGACAGCUCGAGGCUCAUCUGUCAUCAACGGAUCCAUACGGGCGAACGACCCUACGCGUGCCCCGACUGCGGGAAGAGCUUUACCGAGAGCGCUACGCUCAUCACCCAUCAUCGUACCCAUACCGGUGAGAAACCCUAUACGUGUCCGGAUUGCGGGAAGAGUUUUAACGAGAAUUCGACCUCUUCGCUGAUGUGUCACCAACGUGUCCACACCGGUGAAAGACCCUACCAGUGUUCCCAGUGUGGGAAGAGCUUCGUGAACAGGUCGAAGCUCAUCUGUCAUCAACGGAUCCAUACGGGUGAACGACCCUACGCGUGCCCCGACUGCGGGAAGAGCUUUACUGGGAGCUCUACGCUCAUCACCCAUCAUCGGAUCCAUACGGGAGAGAAACCCUAUACGUGUCCCGAUUGCGGGAAGAGCUUCAGUCAAAGCUCCAACUUGGUGGCCCACCAACGUAUCCAUACGGGUGAACGACCCUAUAGCUGCGCCCAAUGCGGGAAGAGUUUUUGUCGGAGCUCGGAUCUCGUCCGUCAUCACCGGACUCAUGUUGGGGACCACCAAAAAUGA